AUGGAAAAAAGGGAUUAUAAUUUUUUUAAUAAUUAAACAGUUUUAAAAUACUUAUAUGCUGAUAGUGGUGAUUGCUUAGAAUAAGUGAAUUUUUUAAACUUUAAUCCUAAAUUUAGUUAUUGCAUAAUUAAUUAUAAAAAACCAUCAACGUAAACUGAUAUAGAUAACAUGAAACAAUAUUUCUCAGAUAUGAAUUGCUUAAAUUCAAUAAGUUUUUAUUGGGAUUUAUUAUCAGGAACUAAUUGUAUUUCAAACAGGGAUAUAACAAUACAAUAUACUCCCUAAAACCCGAAAACAAAGAUAUAUUCCUUCAAUCUUUAGUAUUAGUUAUUUACAGGAAUGACUUCUAAACCUAAUUUAUUAUCGAAAAUUGAAAUAAAUUAAGUCAGCUAAUUAAGCUAAUUAGGAUAUAUUAUUAACGAUUAAAGAUCUUCUUAUAAUUCGAAUUCUAUGAUAAAAACAUAGUAAAAUGUUGAUAGUUUAACAAUUAAAAUAACACCAUUUUAUAAUUAUAUUGGCUAAAAUUAUCAAAUUUAUUUUAAAUACUUGUAUCUAAUAGUUUAAUUGUGUCAAGCCAAUUGUGACUAAUGUGAUUAUAAUUAAGUAUGCUUAUAAUGUUCUUCUGGGUAUGUUUAUAAGCUAUCUACAAACAAGUGUCUAAGUUCUUGUGAUAGUAAUGAGUUUGUAAAUAAUUUGAACUAGUGCUAAUUAUGUGAUAAUAACUGUGCAAGUUGUCAAGGCCCAAGCUCAAAUAAUUGCUUAUCAUGUAAACCAGGAUUAUAUUAUGAUUAAACCACUAGAAAAUGUUUUAUUUGUGAUUCAAACUGCAAAACUUGCGAUGGUCCUAAUUCAAAUAAUUGCUUAUCUUGUAAUAUCGGAUUAUAUUACAAUUAACCUACUAAAUAAUGUCUUUGUGAUUCAACUUGUAAAACAUGUGAUGGCCCUAGUUCAAAUAAUUGCUUAUCUUGUAAUAUCGGAUUAUAUUACAAUUAACCUACUAAAUAAUGUCUUUGUGAUUCAAGUUGUAAAACAUGUGAUGGCCCUAGUUCAAAUAAUUGCUUAUCUUGUAAUAUCGGAUUAUAUUACAAUUAACCUACUAAAUAAUGUCUUUGUGAUUCAACUUGUAAAACAUGUGAUGGCCCUAGUUAAAUCAAUUGUUUAUCUUGUAACUCAGGAUUAUAUUAUUAGUAAGCUGCAAAAUAGUGUGUAAAAUCUUGUAAUCAAAAUUAAUUUCCUAACUCACUAUUGUAGUGUUAAUCAUGUGAUAGUAGUUGUGCAAGUUGUGAUGGAAAGGACUCAAAUAAUUGUUUAACUUGCUACACUAACAGCUUUCUCUACAAUAAAAAUUGUGUUAGCCUUUGUCCAAAUGGGUUUUAACGUAAUUUUAUUGCGCUCACAUGCGAUUCUUGCUAAAAUUAUUGGAGCCUAUAAUGUAAUCCCUGCAAUCCCACCUGUUAACUAUGCGAUUAAUCUUAAAUUUUAAAUAAAUAAUGUAAGACUUGUUAUGAUGAAACAAGAUAACUUUCAAAUAAUGCAUGCGUUUGCAGAAACUAACAUGAUUAAAGGAAUAUAUUUUAUUAAUGCAGCUAUCAAAAUAUUGCUGUUGUUGAUGCACGAUUAAGUGCAAUAUCUCCAUUACUGACUAUUGAUUUGGGAUCUCCAUUGGUGAAUAUCAUUUCAAAUACACCUUAGUCUUUGUGUUCAUAGGUAUUUGACUCAGCAACUUUAGACAUGCUUGGCUUAGAUUCUUCAUGCCAAAUUAGCGGAAAUCAAAUUUUGGUUUAAUUAAGCAGCUCGUCAACAAUAAUGGAAAAUAAUUCAAUUAAUAUCCUGCCAAAUAAGUUACAGUUUAUAGAUUAUAGUUCCAAUUUCAUUAAUAAAUUUUAUAGAAACAUUACUUUCUAAGAUCCUCCUGGAAUUCCUUAGCUUUAAUUUAGCUAUAAUCACAUAGAAAACAGCUGUAACUCUAUAAAUAUAACUCUUAAUAACCUUUAAAAUGAUGCAGGAAGACAAUUUAUGAGUCUAAAUUGGACUCUAAAUCAAAUUGCAGGUCCCAUAAGUAAGGAAUAGUAAGAAACUAUAAAGGACUUAUUAUUAAAAGCAAGCUAAAACAAAAGCACUAGUUUAAUCAUAGAUCCUAAAUUCAUACCUCCAAAUAUUAAUAUAACUAUAUCAUUUAGUUAUUUACUUAAAGUUAACUCAACUGGUACUUAAAUGUUCACCAUUAUUUAUCAAAAAUAAAAAUUUAUAAGAGUCAACUAUUAGCAAUCUCUCUAUCCUCCAAUUUACAGAUCUAUGAGCUUGAGUUUCUACUUCUAGUUUUACAUUGAGAUAUGUGAGUUAGGCCAAAUAACUUAUUUUAAUGAGCCUGUUGAUUUACAACUAGUUUCUAACCAGCUUUAAAAGCAAACCCUAAGUCAAUAUAAUUAAUCAAGCUUUCAAUAUGAUAUUCUCCCUUACUCCUUAGCAUCUAACUAAAUCUUUAAUAUCAGUCUGAUUUUGAAUUUGAGUUCAGAUAGUAAGAUUUCUGCCAUCCAAAAUAUAUCAGUUGAUAUUUAAAUUACAGAUUUGUAUUUGUAAAUUAUUGGAGGCUCAAGUCUUGUUUUAGGCUAUCAAAAUAAAAUGGUCUUAAAUACAGAUUCGAGGGAUUAUGAGAUUUAAGAUUAAAAUUCCCUUUAAAAUAUCAACUUUAGUUGGAAGUGUUCUAGUUUAACCACUAAUGACCAUAUUUGCUAUGAUUACUAGAAUAAGAAGAUCUAAUUGCAGUAGGGAGCCAGUAGUAUUACAUUUCCUGCCAAAACGCUUUAGCCAUACACUAUUAUUUAAUUAACUGUUGUAGGAUAAAAAGAUUCUAGGUAAUCAAAUUACACCACUACUUGUAUAUUUACAGAAUUAGAUAUUCCUCCACUCAAAAUUAUAUAAACAGUAACUAGCAUAAACAGAAAAAUUAAUUUGAAUGAUGAUCUUAAUUUUUAAAUAGUUUAUGGUGAUAACAUUUCAUCAGAUUACUUAUCUUAUGCAGGAGCUAUAUUAUAUGAUAAUGAUCCAGUAGCAGCUAUUAAAUUUGAUUAUUUCCAAAUUAGAUUCAGAAUUUGGAACUAUUUUUAAAAUAUAGGCCCCUCAAAGCCAACACUUUAAAUAAGAUUUUCUGUGUAUAAUCCCUUAUUUGUUAUGCCAAGCUCAUCAGUAAUUAGCCUUUAAAUUAAUAUUCCCCCUCAGAAAUGUGUUUUAAAUAUAAAUCCCUUACAAGGCAUAGCCCUGUAGACUAUCUUCUAAAUUUAAUUGUUAAAUUGUAAAGAUGAAGAUCUUCCUCUGACUUACUAGUUUUUCUACUACAAUAGUGCAGAUGAUGCUGAUCAAGAAUUAGUUUCUCCUUGGAAUAUAUUAAGAAGAUAAAUAUAAGAUUAGGCUAUAAACAACUCAAUUUAAACAAUACUACCUACAGGAAAUCUAGUAGUUAUGGUACAGGUUAUGGAUUCUUACCUAGGAGUUUAUAAUACCUCGUCUAUAGUAUAGGUUCAAGCUUAGAAUAAAUCAUCUGACGAAUAUUAUAAACUGGUCAAUCAACUCACUUCAUAAGCUUUAUAAAACUCAAAUAUAUAAGUCACUAACUAACUAGUGACUUUAAGCAUUAUAGCAGAAGACAUCAGUAAAAGCAAUUAGCUUUAAUAGCAAUUGAAUGAUUAGGCAAGUAUAUUGAUUUAAAAUAUAUAUCAAUUGUCUUUAUAAAUACCUAAAUUCUCCCUUUUAUCUACAUUUGCGAAUAAGGUAACUGCCUAGUUAUCAUAACUACUAUUUAACUCAUCCUAAUAAAACAAUUUUGCCACAUAGAAAAUUAAAAUAUUUGGUUAAUUGUAAACAAUACUCCAAAAUACUAAUUCAAGCAUUCAAAGUAGUAAUCUUAGUCAUUUACAACAAAAUAACGAUAUUCAAAUUCAAAAUGUGGUAGAUUCUUUUAAAAUUUUAAACUCAAGUGUUACUUUGCAUACUAAUAACUCAUAGGAAGAUUUUUAAUCCUACGAUAAAAUAUCAAGUUAGAUUGGAAAUCUGCUUAAUAAUAUUAGUCUGCCAAACUAAGGACCAAUUAUUCUAAAUGGUGACUUGUCCAUUCUUUUGUCAGACAAAGUAACAUAGAAAAACUUAUUCAAAUACGUUCUAACUGUAGAUGAAAACAAUUCAGUUAAUUAAACUAGCAUAUUUAGUAUUUCAAGAAAUAAUUAUAAACAAAAUAUUUAUGAAAACACUUCAGAAUUUUUGGCGUACACAUAGCAAUUCAAAAAUAUUAGUUAAAAUUUCACUUACUCAAAGAAUGAAGUAAUAUCACCAUAGAUUUAUAAUUCUUCUUCUUAAACAACCUUAAACCAGUCUACUAUUGUUUACUAGUUCAAUAAUACUAAUUCUAGUAAAUUAUAUAAUAUGACAUGCCUCUAAUAAAAUAAUAUUUCAUGGAGCAAAUAAAAUUGUAAUAUAAAUAAAAUUACUUAAAAUAAUUACAUCUGCUUGUGUGAGUCAUAAAAACCAACAACUAUCAUUGAAGAUAUUGAUGACUUGUUCUUAAAAAAUAAAAAUCUGUAGACAGCAUUUGGAGAAUAAGGUCUAUUAAAUAUAGCAAGUUUUGAGAACUUUUAUUUGUAUAUAGUAUUUUGGCUACUGUUAUUUUUCACAUUGAUCCAAAUUUUUUUAUUUAUCAUUGGAAAAUUCUUAGACAAGUACUCAGUAAAAAUACGAUACUAAAAAGUUCAUAAUCAAGAAAUAAAUAAUUAAUAGUAAAAUGAAUAAUUAUAAGAGUAGGGAUAACAAUAAUAAUAAUAAUAAUAAUAAUAAUAAUAAUAAUAAUAAUAAUAAAUGGAUGAAAAUAACUAAAAUAUUUGUGAAAAUUCUAAAAUGAUAAAUAAUGAUAUUAUAUUCUAGCACUCUCCUUUUACUCAUUAAUUAAAAAGUAAUUAAAAUAUCUAACCAGAGAUAGAGUAAAAUCAAUAAGUUUUAUCACCUCUUGAUUAAAAUAUAGGUAAUAGAAAAAGAAAAAGAUAAAAAUUCCUCAACUUAUAAACAUAACAAACCGAAAAAAAUCUAUUUUAAGAAUAAAAUAUUGAAACGAACUCAGAGAAAGCCGAAUCUAAUUAAUUACAAAUAAUUAAAUAAUAAUCAAGUUCUAAUAGUGUUGAAAAAAUAAAAACUCAAACAUGUUCAGAAACCUAAAUAAAAUAAGUUUUAGAUGAAGAGGAAAUUUAGUAGUAAUAGCCAUAAUUAACAGCUCAUUGA
Molecule: messenger RNA, 5262 nt
Organism: Tetrahymena thermophila SB210
Lineage: Eukaryota; Ciliophora; Oligohymenophorea; Hymenostomatida; Tetrahymenidae
Product: REJ domain protein
Exons: 8
Source: RefSeq, a predicted model, not a curated record